CACUGUAUAUAAAGCCAGUGAUGCAACCCCGAGCGGUGUUCCGCAAGUUUUCGAAAAGCUGGAGCGACUCGACUGCUGGACACAGGGACCCCGCCGCCGCUUCUUCCGCAGCUGAGAGCAGCCUCCGUUCUGGGGCAGGGCGUUAGCCAGUACCAUGAUGCUUCAACACAUAGGACAAUCAUCAGCAUCAGAUGUCAGUACAGCAGCAGUAGUUCCUUGUAUUUCGCCUUCAAUGUCUUUGGUAUUUGAUGAGUUUACAAACAUUACCCCUUUGGUCAAAGAAGAGCUGCGAUUUGCUAUUCAAAGCAAACGGAUAUCAAAUGGAGCCUCAAGUAUGGAUUAUUUAACAGCAACUGAGAGCUCAAAUGAAGCCGUAGAAAGAAAGGUGACGCCACAAGAAGAUGAACGAAGAAGGCGGAGAAGGGAAAGAAAUAAAAUAGCAGCAGCUAAAUGUCGAAAUAAGAAGAAGGAAAGGACGGACAUAUUACAAAAAGAGUCAGAAAAACUGGAAUCUCUGAAUGCAGAAUUAAAAGCACAAAUAGAAGAAUUGAAAAACGAGAAACAGCAGCUGAUUUACAUGCUGAACCUGCAUAGGCCAACAUGUAUAGUCCGGGCUCAGAAUGGGAGGACUCCAGAAGAUGAGAAAAAUCUUUUCAUCCAACAGAUCAAAGAAGGAACACUACAGAAUUAAGUCAUAAAGGAAAUGAAUCUUGGAUCCACAGAGUCCGUCUCCUUGGAGGCACCAAGAACAGAAGUAGCUCCAUGUUAGUAUGUUACUAACUUUGUUAGGGAAAGACUGUUCAUUUUGUCAGAAGAGUUUGCACUUUCAGCAUAAUGGAUAUCUUCUGUUUCACCUUUUGACUGUCAUACCUGGAAAAGUGCUGCAUUACAAAUUGCAUGCAAACAGGAGAAAAUGUAUAUUUACUCUCUGCCUUAACAUUAGGCUGCACACAAUUAUUUUUUAUUAUUGACGCAGGCGUCGUGCCUUUUUUUGUCUUUAAUUGCUCUUGACCUGUUGAUGUACCAGCAUGCCAGCCGUGUUUAUGGUAGUUACUUUGGGUCAGUGUGACACACUUACAUCUUGGAAGCUUUUAUUCAGCUCUGUAGCAUUUAUGCCAGUUGUCUAGGAUGUUAUUGCAAGCGUGUUACAUGAGUUUCAGAAAGGAAAGCAAAGUUACCCCAAAAUCUAAGCAUGUAUAUUCAAGUACUCAAGAGAUUUUAUUGGAGUGCUCUAACUUUUUUCUACACUGUGAUAGUUGAAGUGUGCAUUUGAUACAUUUAGUAAUAAAAACAUUGUCGUAACAUUUAGUUUGGU
Molecule: messenger RNA, 1315 nt
Organism: Stegostoma tigrinum
Lineage: Eukaryota; Metazoa; Chordata; Chondrichthyes; Orectolobiformes; Stegostomatidae
Gene: atf3
Product: activating transcription factor 3
Exons: 4
Coding region: 155-691 (178 amino acids)
Biological process (GO): regulation of transcription by RNA polymerase II
Cellular component (GO): nucleus
Molecular function (GO): RNA polymerase II cis-regulatory region sequence-specific DNA binding; DNA-binding transcription factor activity, RNA polymerase II-specific
Source: RefSeq, a predicted model, not a curated record